Messenger RNA from Pseudozyma hubeiensis SY62, 249 nucleotides. RefSeq lists its product as hypothetical. NCBI's taxonomy places the organism in Eukaryota, Fungi, Basidiomycota, Ustilaginomycetes, Ustilaginales, Ustilaginaceae. The coding region runs from base 1 to 249 and encodes 82 amino acids. The record is from RefSeq and is a predicted model, not a curated record. The transcript has a single exon.
AUGUCUUUGCUGGCGCGUCCGACGCCAAAGCCGAAACAGUCGAUUCGAGUCGUGUAUGCUGAUGGAAGUGAUGAUGGUGGUGUGGACGCAAGAGACGUUGUGCUGGUUAUCGAUGUGAUGUCGAAGACCGAAACGAAGGGAACAUGCGUCUUGAAGGUCCGUGUUCGAGUGGGUCGGAAUGCGGACCGAAACAGUGGAUCGGGUGGCUUGAAGGCGCAUUCGAGCAACGCGCUGGUUGGAAAGUUUUGA